AUGAAUCUUUCAGAGAAAACUGAAGUUAUUGAGCCUAAAAAAGAUGAUAAACCUAAAGCUGGAGAAUGGAAGGUCUAUAUAACCACUGGUAGUCAAGAUGAUAUGGGUAUAGAGAAGAAGAUACUAUUAUAUAUCUAUAGUGAUGAAGAAAAUAAAGGACCAAUAGUGUUAGGUACAGGUAAAAGAGGUGGAUUGUUUCAGCGUGGUCAAACAGAUGAAAUAAAGAUUGAUAUUGGACCUGCUAUAAAGAAUUUGUAUAAAAUAAGAAUUGGUUUUGAUGGUAAUAAUGGUGGACAGUGGUUUUUAGAAAAAGUAGUACUAGAAGAUUUAUCAAGUGGUGAACAGUAUGAAUUUACUAUAUAUAGAUGGUUAUCUAGAACACAUGAUGAUGGUGAUACAUGGAGAGAAGCUGUAGUAGCUUUACCUGGUCACAACUCUACUGCUAAUACGAUAUAUCAAAUAGAAGUAACUACUGGUAAUAUAUUAGGAGCAGACACCAAAGCUGAUGUUUAUAUCAAUAUUUUUGGUAAAAAUGCUGAUUGUGGUAAAAGAUAUCUUCAUAAAACAAAUUUCAAAGAGAAGCCAUUUCAAAUGGGAAAGAGCAGUCAAUUUGAAAUUGAAGCUGUUAGUUUAGGAGAAAUUGAGAAAGUAAUUGUGGGUCAUGCUAAUAAAACUCCAGGUAGUGGCUGGUUUCUAGAGAAAAUCAUCAUAACUGAUAUUUCAAAUGUUGAAACACAUUUUGUCUGCAAGAAGUGGUUGGAUUCUGGAAAGAGUGACAAAAAAAUAGAAAGAGUUCUGUACCCUGAUAUCCAACAGCCAAAACUGGCUCCACCACCAAAAGUCAGAAAAAAAUCUACGAAUAAACCUAUACCAGUGAAGACAGUUCAAGAGAAACCAGUUGCAAAGCAAAAACUUAAACCAAUUUCAGUUAGCGAUGGUUGCUAUGAAGUUUAUGUUAAAACUAAAGAAGAUUCUCAUCCUCCUAAUGGUGGUUGGGUUACUAUAACAGCUUAUGGUAGUAAAGAUAAAAGUGAAGCAAUCCAGUUAUUACCCAAAGAGAAUUCUAGAGAAAAAUUGUUUGAACCAGGGAAUGUUGAUGAAUUUGAGAUUAAUGUAGGAGAUAUUGGUGAUCUAUAUAAAUUACAAGUUAUGAGAGAUGAUGAAGAACAGUGGCAGGGAUGGCAUCUCGAACAGAUUCGUCUAGUUGAUAAAUCAAGUGAAGAAGAAUUGAUAUUUGACUAUAAUUGCUGGUUGUUAAGAGAUGAUGUUGGUAACACUUUAGUUCAAGAACUACCUGUUUCUACAGAUAACAAGCCUCUCUAUCAAGUUCAUACCUACAGAGUAUCAAUUUAUACUGGUAACCAUUGGUGUGGUGAAACUAAUAACAAUGUAUUUAUUACUAUGUAUGGUCAGAAUGGUGAUUCUGGUAAGAGAGGUGUUUAUCAGCCACAUUUUAAACAACUCAAAUUCCGAAAAGGCCAGGUUGAAACAGUUGAAUUUGAAGCAGUAGAUCUAAAAGAAUUACAGAGUGUUAUGAUGGAGCAUGAUGGAAAGGGUUUUGGGGCUGGAUGGUUUUUAGAGAAAGUAACUAUAACAGAGACUACUGGUGACAAGUCACAUAUAACUUAUAUCUUUCCUUGUAACCAAUGGUUAGAUAAUGGUAUUGGUGAUGGGCUAACAGAAAGACGUUUGAAAUGUUUAGAUAUACUGGAUACCUCACAUAGAUCACCAACCAGAACCAAGAGUAAAUCAAAAGGAAAAUGGAAAGUGAAAGUAAAAACAAGUGAAGAAGAAGGUUCAGGAACACAUGCUACAGUAUAUUUAACUAUAUUUGGUGAUAAAGGACAUUCAGAGACUAUACCAUUAAAUACUGGUGGAACUAAGUCCCAUGAUUUUAUUAUGGGUAAAGAAACUGACUUCCAGAUAACCGUAGGAAAUAUAGGAGAAGUUAGUAAAAUAAGAUUAGAACAUAACAAUGAGAAUAAAGAUCCAUCAUGGCAUUUAGAUUGGGUAAAAUUACUGUGUGAAGAAACAGGAGAAGAAAUAGUAUUUUAUGGUAAUUGUUGGCUAUCAGAUAAUCAAGGUGAUAAACAGAUCUGUCGUGAAUUACCAGUUAUUAAAACAGGAAAACCUUCAUUACCUGUUCUGCAAUAUGUAGUAAGUUUGGAAACUGGUAAAGAUCUACAGGCUGAAGCUAGUGAAGCUGUUAUUUCUAUUAAUAUUAUUGGUGAAUUGGGAGAAACAGGAGUAAGACCACUAGUUAAUUCUCUAGCUGGUAAUAAAGUACUAUGGAAAUCAGGAAGUCUGGACUAUUUUACUAUAGAAGCAGUAGAUGUUGGUAAAAUCCAGAAGAUAAGAGUUUUGUUUGAUGGAGAUGGAGCAGAGAAAAAUUGGUAUUUAGAGGGAGUUUCUGUCCGUGAAGCUCCUGCAGCCAUUUUGGAAACUGUGUUUCUUUGUCAACAAUGGUUUGAUUUUCAUAAUAAAUCUUCAGAUGUCACAAUUGAGUUUUUUCCUAAAGAGACUAAAUUUGCCAGUGCCUUGCCAAAAUCUGUUGUCAAUAACCUCUUUACCAAGCAACCACCAUCAAAAGGAAAAUGGGUUCUUACUACAUAUAUUGGUUCAGAGGGUGAAGUAGAACCUGAUGAUCCAGUCUAUGUUACAAUCUCUGGAACAGCUGGACAGAGCUCACCUAUUCAAAUCAACAAAAAUAGUGCCUUAAAACCAAAUAGCACUGUGCUGACUGAGGUCUCCUUGGGUGAUAUUGGUACUAUUUAUAAGUUACAGGUCAACUUGGAUAUAAACAGUACUGAAUCUUUCAACCUAAAUAGGAUGAAACUGAAAGAUAAAGAUUCGAAUGAAGAGUAUAGUUUUGAGGUUUAUGAUGUGAUCAAGUCAAGUAGUGCCAAUCCACUUGGUUUAAAACUUCUACCUGCUACAAGACCUGAUGUACCUCCUCUACAAGAAAAUAUAUAUGUAGUCAAAGUAAAAACAGGAAGCCAACCUCUCUCUGAAACUGAGGCAAGAAUCUACUGUUUACUGAUUGGUAGUUUAGGUGAAUCUGGAGAAAUGAUAUUGUCUAACUGUCGUCUGGGUAAAGGAUUAUUUGGCAGAGACCAGGAGAAUGAAUUUGAAGUAAGAAGUUUAGAUAUUGGUUGUAUUAAGAAGAUUAAGAUAGGACAUAAAGAGUUUGGUCGAGGUUGUGGAUGGUAUUGUGAUAGAGUCAUCAUCUCAUCUCAAUCUAAACAUUCUCAACAAUAUAUUUUUCUUUGUGACAGGUGGUUAGAUUCUGGUUGUAAUGACAGAAAACUGAUGGUAGAGUUAUCCCCCUUAGCUAGUCUGCCACAUCAUGAUAAUGUUCCACAACCUGUAAAAACUAAAUCUAAGGGUAUAUGGAUGUGUUCUGUUGUAACAGCUACUGCUGAUAAAAUAUCUCCAUCAUCUAAUAAAAAGUCAAGGCAUGUUUUUAUCAGUGUGUUUGGUAACAAAGGUGUUUUUGGACCAAAAGAAUUGGCUGAUAAAAAUCGCACAUUAUAUUUAGCAGGACAGAAGGACAUAUUUCAUGGUUUAAAUCUGGGUUCUAUUGGUGAGAUACAGAAAGUAAGAGUUACUUGUGGACUUGAAAAUGAUGUAACAACAGAGUGGAUAGUUGAACAGGUGAUACUACGAGAUGAAGAGACAGGAGAACAGUAUGUAUUUGAUUUUAGUGCUUGGGUUGGUGAUAGUAACCAUGGUGAUAUACACAGAGAAAUGCCAGUUAUUAAAUCUAUUGAGAAUUUUGAUAGUGUUUUGAAUUAUUAUGUCAGUGUUCACACAUCCGAAAAGAAAGGAGGAGGAACAGAUUCACAGGUUUCUCUUACUAUAUAUGGAAAACAUUCUGAUACUGGCAAGCGUAAACUAGUGCCUGAAAAUCCCAAGACUAUAUUAUUCAAAGCUGGGCAGGUGGAUCAUUUCUACAUUCAAUCUGUUGACCUUGGUGACCUUGAUAAAGUUUUGGUAACCAAAGGACCAGGUGAACCUUGGUUAUUAGAGAAAAUCGUUGUCAAAAAACAAGAAUACUCAAGUGAAGAAUAUGUGUUUGAAUUUAAUCAUUGGUUGAGUAAGGACAGUCGAACUAAAGUAUAUGAAGAUACUCAAACUUUAACUGCCAUAAAACCUAGCAAUAUAGUCACUCCAAUUCAAAACAAAACUAGACUACAAAAAUCUGAAGGAAGGUAUAGAGUGUUCACAGUGACUGGAAUUGGUCAGUCCACAGCUCAUGUGUCAGAUAUUCUUCUUACUUUCUGUGGUAAACAAUCUGAAAGUUCACCAGUAUCAUUAGAAGGUGAUGGUGAUGACAACUUUCAACCUAAUCAAAAUAGAAUCUUUCAGGUUCAUAUGAAUGAUGAUGUUGGUGAAUUAUUUAAGAUGAGAAUUGGUUUCCGUGACAACAUUCAAACUAAAUCAUGGAAAUUGCAGCAGAUUGUUGUUCAAGAUAUUGAUACACAUGAUAAAUUUAGUUGGUAUUUUGCUGAAGGUGUUAAUAUUGACGAUAAAAAAGAUGGCUGGGUAGAAUUUCCAGUUGAAUGGCCAGGAGUAGCACCACUUCCAGUGAUUAAGUAUGAUAUAGAUUUAUAUGGUGAUGUUAAAAAACCACCAACUAAAACUCCUCUACAUUGUCAAUUAUAUGGUGAAAAUGGUACAAGUGGUAACAGAAUGCUCAAAAAACAUCUGACUGGUAAAAACCAACAAGUUUUCCAUUAUGAAAUUGAGGCUGUACAGUUGUUUGAUAUAAAUGAAGUUUUAAUUGGACAUGACAACACUAAGAAAGGUGCUGGAUUUCAUCUUCAAAAAUUACAAGUGAAAGAGUCCAUUGAAAAUGGUAAAGAAUUUACAUUUGAAUGCAACCAGUGGUUUGAUGUUGGGCAGGCGGAUCAGAAGAUAGAAAGAGUUCUAAAAUUAGAAUCAAAUAAGCCUCAUCAACCAACAACUACACCUGUUAAAGCAAAACCUUCCCCACAACCAGCACCACAACCAACACCACAACCAACACAGAAAAAACGUAAGUAUACAAAGAAAGAAAAAUCACCAAGCGGUGAUUGGAAAGUGGAGAUUUAUACCUCUGAUAAUAUAGAAAAUUCAGGCACUGAUGCUAAUGUUGUUCUGACAAUAUUUGGUAACCAUGGUAAUUCUGGUCCUCUCCCUUUGGGUGAACCUGGUAUUGGUUUCUUUGAAAGUGGACAGAAGGAUGAAUUUGAGAUAUUUUUGGAGCCAAGUGAAAUAGGAGAAAUUAGAAAGAUAAGAUUAGAACAUGAUAAUGAUGGACAAGGACCUGGUUGGCAUGUACAGAAAGUUGUUAUGGAGAACUUAGGUAACCAAGAAGAAAUAAUAUUUCCUAUCAAUAAGUGGUUAGAUUAUAAUGAUAAUAGCUAUGGUGAUGUGGUAGUAGAAGUACCAGCUGUUUCACCUAAUACUAAACCUGCUGAAGUGUAUAAGUAUUUUGUACAAACUACUACUAGUAAAGAUAAAGAUUCUGGUACUGAUGCCAAUGUAUAUAUUAAUAUAAUUGGUACUCAGGGUGAUACUGGUAAAAGAUUUUUACUCCAUAAUCUUACAGGCAAGAAUAAAUUCCAAACAGGACAGACUGAUAGUUUUGAAGUGGAGGCAGUGGAUAUUGGUAAGGUACAGAAAGUUUUUAUAGGUCAUGAUGGAUUUGAUGAGGGAGCAGGCUGGAAACUAGAAGAAGUCAAAGUCAAGCAGUCGAGAACAUCCAGUGAAGUUUGUUUAUUUUCUUGUGGAAGGUGGCUUGAUGAAGAUAAAGGAGACAAGAAAACUGAAGUGGAACUCAAUCUUACUAAGGUUAUAACUGACAAAAAACCUAAUGGUCUUAAUUUCUAA
Molecule: messenger RNA, 5874 nt
Organism: Lottia gigantea (owl limpet)
Lineage: Eukaryota; Metazoa; Mollusca; Gastropoda; Lottiidae
Exons: 42
Coding region: 1-5874 (1957 amino acids)
Molecular function (GO): protein binding
Source: RefSeq, a predicted model, not a curated record